Messenger RNA from Aquila chrysaetos chrysaetos, 5901 nucleotides. RefSeq names its product tetratricopeptide repeat domain 39B (gene TTC39B). Gene Ontology annotation, molecular function: protein binding. The record is from RefSeq and is a predicted model, not a curated record. Bases 322 to 1986 code for a protein of 554 amino acids. The transcript has 18 exons. NCBI's taxonomy places the organism in Eukaryota, Metazoa, Chordata, Aves, Accipitriformes, Accipitridae.
GCUUCCAGCAUUGACUGUAGCUGCUGCCACUCUAACUGACAUUUCUUUUGAAUUCUGCUAUGGAGAGUGCCUGUGAUGCCAGCUGCUGGCUUGUGAACUUUUAUCCUUUUAUUCUUUUUGCUUGAUAACUCAUUAAUGAAACCUCAUGGAUAUUGAGAAAUAAACCAGAAUCAGUUUUCUCUUUAUGCUUUUCUUCUGUGGUUUUCUUUUUUGUAUGUGUGCACGGUGGAAAAAGAACAGAGUGAAAGAAGCAGCACUUACAUUUGGAUAAGGACUAUAUUUACAUACCUGAAGUUAACUGAAUUAAUCCUGGCAUCCAAGAUGGAUCUCAAGUGUGCUCUGGAAGAAUGUUCAAUGGCACUGAACUUAUUUCUGAACAAUAAGUUCUCUGAAGCCCUGGAACUACUUCGUCCAUGGUCUAAAGAUAGUAUGUACCAUGCCCUUGGGUACAGCACUAUUUUAGUUAUGCAAGCUGCUAUGACCUUUGAACAGCAGGAUAUACAAAUGGGAAUUUCUACAAUGAAGGAAGCUUUGCAAACCUGUCAAAGAUUCAGGAAAAGAAGCACGGUGGUGGAAUCCUUGUCCAAUCUAGUAUCUAAACAGUCAGUGGAUCAGUUGAGUGAAGAGGAAAUGCAUGCUGAAAUCUGCUAUGCUGAAUGCUUACUACAGAAAGCAGCUCUCACCUUCGUACAGGAUGAAAACAUGAUCAACUUUAUCAAAGGUGGCCUCAAAAUUAGGACAAGUUACCAAAUAUACAAAGAAUGUCAUCAGGUGCUACAGAUGACUCAGGGGAGCAAAAGCAAAAAUGAAACUUAUUACCAGUUUGAAGGAGGAGUAAAUCUUGGAAUUGGAGCGUUCAACUUGAUGCUGUCGCUUUUACCAGGAAGGAUCCUCCGACUUUUAGAAUUUAUUGGAUUUUCUGGCAAUAGGGAGUUGGGCCUCUGUCAACUACGGGAAGGCGCAUCUGGCAGCAGUUUGAGGGCCAUUCUGUGUACUUUCACCCUGUUGGUUUAUCAUACUUACGUCUCCUUAAUCCUUGGUACAGGAGAAGCCAACCUUCAGGAAGCAGACAGUCUCCUUGAACCCUACCUCCAGAAAUUUCCAAAUGGUUCCAUUAUUCUAUUUUAUGCUGCCAGAAUAGAUAUACUGAAAGGAAAUUUUGAAAAGGCGGAGUUGAGGUUCCAAGAAUGCAUAGCAGCCCAGCAAGAGUGGAAACAGAUUCAUCAUCUCUGUUACUGGGAACUGAUGUGGUGCUACACCUUCCAGCAGAACUGGCUUCAAGCAUAUCGGUAUGCAGACCUGCUCAGCAAAGAGAGCAGGUGGUCUAAGGCAAUAUAUGUAUUCCAGAAGGCAGCAAUUCUAUGUAUGCUUCCAGAGGAUGAUUUGAAAAGGACUGGUGAGGACAUUGUAUCUUUAUUCAGACAAGUGGAUGGUCUAAAACAGAGAAUUGCAGGAAAAUCUAUCCCAACCGAGAAGUUUGCAGUAAGGAAAGCACGACGCUAUGCAAGUUCUCAACCAGUGAAGCUGAUAUUACCUGCCUUGGAAAUGAUGUAUGUCUGGAAUGGCUUUGCAAUUGUGGGCCGAAGAGCGGACCUCACUGAAAAUUUACUGGUAACAAUUGAAAAAGAAGAAACUGCAUUACAAAAUGAAACUAAUCACAGUGAAUAUUAUAUGGAUGAUGUGUGCAUGUUGCAGUUACUGAAGGGCCUCUGCCUGAAACACUUGGGAAGACUCAUGCAAGCUGAACUGUGUUUCAGUAAAGUAAUUCAAAGUGAGAAGCAAAUAAAAUAUGAUAGUUAUUUGGUGCCCUUCACCCUGUAUGAGUUGGGCCUCCUAUACAAACAACAGGAUGAAAGAGAAAAAGCAAUAAGAUACAUAGAAACUGCAAAAAACAACUACAAAGACUACUCUAUGGAGUCCAGGUUGCACUUCAGAAUUCAUGCAGCACUUGACAGCUUGAAGGUGUCGCCUGCUUCAACACCGUGAAUGAGGAGGAAUGUUUUUCAUGCAUACAAUAGCCUACACAAUCUUUUUGCAAUCUUUUUUUAAUCAUGGAAAAAAAACAACCUAAUGAUUGUUUUCUGUCAUCUCUGAUUUGAUGUAUGUCGUUCCUUUAGACUGUUCUUUUUCUGUAUAGCUCAUAUACUAUAUCUACUUGAUACUUUAAAGAAGACCUUAUAUUUUGUUUGAUAAAAGUAAUUUAAUAUCUGACUUGAAUGGGGGAUAUUUUAAAAAAAUGUUGAUGGUGCAAUAAAGUUUAAUGCAAACACUUUAUUUUUUUACAUGAAAACAGAUGCUGGUUAUGCAGUGGAACUGGUGAUAAUUCCUGCAUUUUUUUGAAGGUUUGAUUUUCUGCAGUACACUUGAGACCUUUUUGCCUCUGGAACAAAAAUGCAAUGUCUGCAGAUAACCCUACGCACAUUUGGCAUACCAUAUUCUGAAAUUUGUGUUCCAGAGGAAAAAAUUAAUCAUCUUAGACGUAAUUUCAUUUUGGGAAUAAAAUGAACCUGUCUGAAGUACAGUAUUUUUACACUGUCAAAUAAAGUUAAGCAGGGCUACAGGUGUAAUGUAUUUGCAGGUCUGUUUCACUCCAAGUGGUUACAGGGGAUAUUUUUCAGUCAUAGAAAAGCAGGGCUACUAGGGACAUGAAGAGGUCAUGUAUUCUGUAUUCUUGUCCUAAAGCAGAAUCAACAGUCUUACAUCGUUCCUGACAGACUUGUUUAACCUGUUGGGUUUUUUUAAAAAAAGUUUGCACUGAGAGAAAUUUUGUAACUUACACAGGAUGUCUUUCCCUGUGGGAAAAGACUGGGAAAUUUUUCCUGAUGUCUACUCCAAAUAAUUCUUGGUACAACUGAAACUGAUUGUUUCCCAUCUUUGCUGUCAUGGAUCUGGAGAAAGGAUUGUUCUUUUCCUUUUUCAAAGCAGUCUUCUAAUAUUUAAGACUAACCCCCUUGUUGGUAUUCUGUGUUCUUGGAUUCCAACCAAAGUAAAUAAAAAUUUGCAGGAUUUAUUUAUUUUCCUAAUAAUUGGAAUAACUCAUUAAUGCAAGUUGAUUGUGCAUUAAAAAAUUAAUCCACUUUUAAACUUCGAGUUAAGAAAAUGUGCAUAUUCCAAUUAUAACUUUCUACCAAAAAUGUGCAGUAAAAUUGAUACACUUAUAAGUGCAUGUAUUUUUCUUUUCAUGUUAAUAUGUGAGCAGCAGUAUCCAGUUAAGUUUCCCAAUUCAUUAGAUAUGCAGAUUCUGCUAGCUGUCUAUUCUUAAAAAUAAGAAUAUACUUUAUUUUUAUUUAAACUGUUUAUUUACUGUUCUUUCACUAAUUGCUGCAAAACUUGCCCAUUUCCAUAUUUUAUUAAUGCCAGUAUAUUUACUUCUGCACAGUAAAUUCAUAGUAACUAUGCUCCUGUAUGUGAUUUUCUGCCUUUAACUCCCAUCCAAGAAAAAAACAGAACAGAAGAAAUAGGUGAAAAAUGUGUCUUCAGUAAAUGAGUUACUGAAAGUUUCUAAUUAAACAGUCAAUAUGAUGUAAGUGCUAUAGUUACUCUUCUCAGGUGUCUGAGAGUACAGCUUUCUUCUAUGACUUUAUAAAUGAGUCAUUUAAUUGCAUAUAAAUCUGUAAUACAGUGGCAUACUUACAGGUGAAGUAAGAGUUUAAAAGUAUUAGCUAAAUAAACAUAACUGGUCUUUCAAAGUGGAAGCCUGAUCCAAAGUCUGUUGUCUUUACCAGUUUGCAUUUGUGCCUAUUGUAAAUGCGUAACUAAAUUAUCCUGUAAAAUUAUACACAUACAGGUUUGAAGCUUAGAUACCCGAGAUGCUUAUUUUAAAAUAUAUUCUGUUGACUGUACCUGUAAAGUACAAAAGAUAUUUGUCUCUUUGUCAACAGAGAUUAGCAUAUGCCACCAACUGACUUCUCUAAUUACUUGCCUGUUUAUACACAUCUGAUUAUAAGCUGUAGGCAGCAAAAAUAAAAUUCUGUACAUUUAUUUUCAGACGAUACUUUCAAUACCUCUUUGGGUAUUUACAUGUUCAGUUUAGGAUUAUUUUGGUUUAAUCUGAUUAUUGUAUUGUAGCUAUUAAAUGGGACUAUUUCAUUUUCUCAUGAAAGAUUGUGAAAACAGUUGCCAGUAAAACUUCUAUAAAUUGUGUUUCAAAUAGUAAUUCACUCUACAGAAGAGUUAGAACUGGGACUACAGACUCAGGAUGGAGCAUGAAGUAGUCUCUGAGCUCUUGUUCCUGUGGGGAGUGUUUUGCAGUUAGUAUUUUAUGGGUGAUUUGGGAUACAAAUCAAAAUUAACAGAAAGUAAACAGUGAGCUUCCUUAGAAGCUGAUUUUUUGAAAGUUUAGUACAAAGUGUCGUGUAGCAGUGUACUUUUUUCAUGGAUAAUGAUACUGACUGCAGAGAGAGUAAAAGAGAACUUUGUUUUCUUCAGUUCAGCCUUCCAAAGUCAAUAUUAACACCCUGUGUAUGUUACACUUUGUCUCUUUUUGGGAUCAGCCUUUUUGCACUCAUGCAGAGAACAGGCAUAUCAACACAAACUUGCAAUACCCUCUGUAGUGUUUUCAUGCCCUGAGGUCCCCAGCGUAAAGUACUGUUUACAGCUUGUCUCCUUUUCUAUGCUGCUGUUCCAAACUUGUUUGUCAGAAUGCCCAAUUGAUCAAGUUUCUUAGCUUUAUUCUGGAGGUUUUUUUCCAGCUUAUUAAGGGUCGAAAUAUAAAUGUGUGAGAGUGAUUUGUAGCCCUUCACUUAAGGUAGGUCUCAGUAGAGCUGUAGAGAUGCUGUUUUCCCAAUGCUGCAGAAGAAGCGCAUGUCUCCCUGACACUAUGUCAUUGAUGCAGUAGUAUUUAGUACUGCAGUAUUACGUCUAAGUUAAGUGAUUUGCGGCUAAGAGUUCACAUGAAAAGUCUAUGGCUUUUUUUUUUUUUUUUUUUUAACCUGCUGUAUGCUGUACUGGGCCUUAAAUACAACUCUGGUUUAGUCUUACUGCUGUUUAUAAUCUUCACCUCACUUGUUCAUGUCCCAUGGGAGUUUUGAAUAAUGUGCUGAAACUGUGAGCAAAGCUGAGCAUUUACCUAUGAUGCUAUAGCCUCCAUUGAUAAUAGUAGCAAUUAUAAUAUAUAUAAGAGCAAAGCUAAGUCCUUAGUUUAAGUAAGCAAGGCUAAACUUAGAGUUAUGUUAUGACAAAAGGUCAUUCUGAUCUUUCCGAUAAUAGAUGUAUAUUUUUUUAAGGUGAGGAAUAAUAAAGUAGCCUGGUUAUAAGACAAACCUUCUCUUUGAUUAAGAAUUGUCUACUUAGAAAAUAUUGCAAAAAGCUUCUUGUCUGUGCAUAUCAUUCAGAUGUUUAGUGUUUUGGUGAAAGACCGUUGUGUUGUCAUUUAUAAGUCCUAGCUCUCACCACUUUUUAGCAAAAAUUGAAAGAAAAUACAUGUUAAAAGAAAGCUGAUUAAAGUUUGUUUUAUGUCUGUUCUAAUAUACAUGGGUAGGAGCUGCAGUUAGCACCUUAUGGCCAGAAAAAUGUACAAUAAUCGGAUCCUGUUACGUUUCCAAAACACCUUGCCAACUUAUGUUUAAAAGAAGGAAUUUCUUGUAACAAAUCCAACUUAUACUUUGCAAUUAUUUUAUUACUAAUCUUAAUGUUUAAUGUCCUUUUGUUUCUGUAUAUUCUUACACUGCAUAGUUCAACAAAGAAUGUUUAUAUUUGCAUUUGGUGGUACGGAUUAUUUGCUUCUAAACUAUUGAGGUUUGCACAUGUUCAUAUCUGGUACUUGAGUAAAAGCAAGGUCAGAAUAAUGAAGACUGAAGGAUGAUGAAGUACAUUCUGAUAUUAAGAGCAUGUAGAAAUGUUCAUUGUGAUGCAUUGGAAUGAUUCUCACUUCAGAGGAAUAAAUCAUACUUUAUGCUUGUG